CGGAUUGGAGUAAUCGACUUAAAAUCGCAAAUCGAUUAUUUGAUGUUAUGUCGUCAAGAUCGGAAAUUGAACAUCCCAUGUGUCAUGAAUGUACCGAUAUGUUACUAGACAGUUUGAAAAAAAGCCUGGCCGAUGCUUCUAAAGAAAGAGAUUGUUAUAUAGACUUUCAUAAGAAAGUUAAUGUGAACUCUAACGAAUUGGCUGCAAUUAAAAAAUUAGAGAAUAUCGAGUACGAAAGGGAUGCAUUGAAACAAGAGAUGGCUGCAUUAGAGGAAGAAGCAAAUGAACUUGAUAAGCUUGAAGAAAGUUAUUGGCAAGAAUUCAAUGAUUUUCAUAUUCAGCUACAAACAUUUCUAAAUGAAAGAGAUAGCAUCAAUCUGAAAUUUGUUCAUGAUUCCAAUCAAUUGGAAAAACUCCAAAAAACCAAUGUUUAUAAUGAUGCAUUUUGUAUUGGUUUAGAUGAUCAAUUUGGAACAAUAAAUGGAUUUCGAUUGGGCAGGUUACCUCAUAUACAGGUUGAUUGGAGUGAGAUCAAUGCCGCUUGGGGUCAAACAACUCUGUUACUUUCUACGAUCGCAAAUAAACUUAAUUUUACAUUUCAAACAUAUCGAUUAGUCCCUUUAGGAUCGUUUUCUAAGAUUGAAAAGAUUGAUGAUGAUACAAGUUAUGAACUUUAUGGGUCUGGUGAUUUUUCAUUAAAAACUCCAUUCUUGAAUAAUCGUUUUAAUAAUGCGAUGGUAGCCUACUUAAACUGUUUGCAACAGUUGGGAGAUUAUGCUGAACAGCAAAAUCGUAAAUUAAAAUUACCAUAUCGUAUUAACAAGGAUAAAAUUGGUGAUGUAUCUAUAAGAUAUCAAUUUAAAGGCGAAGAAACAUGGACAAAAGCACUUAGAUAUACUUUAACUAACAUAAAAUGGAUCUUGGCUUACGCUGCUAGUUUAGCAUCAUCAAAAUGA
Molecule: messenger RNA, 956 nt
Organism: Funneliformis mosseae
Lineage: Eukaryota; Fungi; Glomeromycota; Glomeromycetes; Glomerales; Glomeraceae
Source: the annotation of a GenBank genome assembly